UGCCUGUUAAACUCACAGCCUUUCUCUGCCUCUGCAGCUUUGGCGACUCUGAAGCCGCAGGCCGGCCUCAUCGUGCCCCAGACAGUGCCGUCCUCCCAGCCAAACGUGGCGGGAGCUGGGGAGUCCAUGGAUCUGGGAGAGCUUGCAGGCAUGACCCCCGAGAUCAUCCAGAAGCUUCAAGACAAGGCCACGGUGCUGACCACCGAGCGGAAGAAGAGAGGCAAGACUGUUCCAGAGGAGCUGGUGAAGCCAGAGGAACUCAGCAAGUACCGGCAGGUCGCCUCACACGUGGGGCUGCACAGCGCCAGCAUCCCAGGGAUCCUUGCCUUGGACCUCUGUCCUUCCGACACCAACAAGAUCCUCACCGGCGGGGCUGAUAAAAACGUCAUCGUCUUUGACAAGAGCUCAGAGCAGAUCCUGGCGACGCUCAAGGGGCACUCCAAGAAGGUUACCAGCGUUGUCUUCCACCCCUCUCAGGACUUGGUGUUCUCAGCCUCUCCCGAUGCUACUAUCCGGAUCUGGUCUGUGCCCAAUGCCUCGUGCGUGCAGGUUGUCCGUGCCCACGAGGGCUCUGUGACAGGGCUGAGCCUCCACGCAACAGGCGACUACCUCCUCAGCUCCUCUGAUGAUCAGUACUGGGCUUUCUCGGAUAUCCAGACAGGCCGUGUCCUCACCAAGGUGACGGAUGAGAGCUCCGGCUGUGGUGAGGCUUACGGCUGAGAUCUGCUCUGCCGGCCGCGAGGGGGCUGCGGUUCCCUGCCGGCAGCCUGUCUCUGACUGCCUUAUCCCCAGGAACGCACCAACGUGGCCAACUUCCCAGGCCACUCGGGCCCCAUCACCAGCAUCGCCUUCUCCGAGAACGGCUACUACCUGGCCACCGCGGCGGACGACUCCUCUGUCAAGCUCUGGGAUUUGCGUAAGCUCAAGAACUUCAAGACGUUGCAACUGGACAAUAACUUUGAGGUGAAGUCUCUCAUUUUUGACCAGAGCGGCACCUACCUGGCGCUGGGCGGGACGGACGUCCAGAUUUACAUCUGCAAGCAGUGGACGGAAAUCCUCCACUUCACAGAGCACAGCGGCCUCACCACGGGAGUGGCUUUUGGCCACCACGCCAAGUUCAUUGCCUCAACGGGCAUGGACCGGAGCCUGAAGUUCUACAGCCUGUAGUCCGGGGGCCGGGGGCUCGGUGCCGUACUGGGG
Molecule: messenger RNA, 1200 nt
Organism: Egretta garzetta (little egret)
Lineage: Eukaryota; Metazoa; Chordata; Aves; Pelecaniformes; Ardeidae
Gene: PRPF19
Product: pre-mRNA processing factor 19
Exons: 11
Biological process (GO): DNA repair; mRNA splicing, via spliceosome
Cellular component (GO): U2-type catalytic step 1 spliceosome; Prp19 complex; cytoplasm
Molecular function (GO): ubiquitin protein ligase activity; protein binding
Source: RefSeq, a predicted model, not a curated record